AUGAGCAGUUGGCGGGAGCGAUGGCGGCCAAGUCGGCGGCCGACACUGCUGCUGCGCUGCAUCCUGCUCAUCUCGGCUGAGCUCGCUGUCAACGCGAUCCUCUGGGUGGUAGCAGCCAUCGUGUUUCGCCAUCGCACACGCUUCCUCACGCUCUCAUUGCUAGCAUGGACGCUCGGGCUUCGGCACGCUCUCGAUGCAGAUCACAUCUCGGUCAUCGACAAUGCCACGCGUCGUAUUGUCUCGCUCCACUACACCGUCGUCACUGGCACGCGGCCACGGCGGCCCGUGACGUGCGGUUUGUGGUUCUCGCUGGGUCACUCGACGAUUGUGGUCGCCGUCAUCUGCGCCAUUGCCAUCAGCUUGGGCAUCGUUGAUCGACUGGGCAAGAUCAGCUCCGUGGGAGGCAUUGUUGGCGCUGCUGUUUCGGGGUCAACGCUGUUCCUGUUCGCCAUUGUUAACUCGAUACUGCUGUACAGCAGCGUCUCAGCUACGCGGAAGCAUCGAGCUCAAUCCGGAUCACCGACGGAGGAGCAGGACAAAGCGACAUCCGAUGCGCGACUCGACGACGUAGAAGGCAAGCAGCCUCAGAACGAGGACCACCGCUUCCGAGGCAUCUUCACACGUCUCGCCUAUCCGCUCUUCCGACUGGUCGACCGGCCUUACAAGCUGUAUCCCAUCGGCGUGCUAUUCGGGCUUGGCUUCGAUACCGCGUCCUCGAUCGCGCUGCUCGGCAUUGCGGGCGCCACCAACUCGCAGGUGCAGGAUACGUCUCUCGAUACGAACCAGGCUAUCUUGCCCGGUGAUAGCGCCAAUCGGUCGGAUGCGAGCAUCGUGUUGCUGGCGCUGCUGUUCACUGCGGGCAUGACGCUGGUCGACAGCUUGGACUCGGUGCUCAUGGUGAAUGCUUAUGCGCCUGGCGAGCUUCUUGCGCCGAGACGGCAGGACGAGGAUGGUCAAGCGACAUCGAGAUUAGCGUGGCUCGGUCGACUGCGCUUUUUCGAGGAUGCCUCGCCGCCUACUCCAACAAACAUGAAUCUUGAUGCAACACCACACGAGAAGAAGGACGAGUUGCUCGAGCCGCAUAAUUCGUCUCUGCCCGAACACGAUCCUACCAACGAGGAACAUUUGACCGGACGAGGCACAUCUUCGACCCUCUCUCACCUCCUGACGCUCCUCUCGAUCCUGCUCGCGUUCGCCAUCUCGAUCAUCACGCUGCUUGGGCUCAUCGGGGAGAACUGCGAUCGAUGCGCACGAGCAGCCGCCAAGCAGGACGAGACGCGUAAUGGCGGACUGGAAGGCAGAUGGUGGCUGUUCUGGCAAAGGGCCAACGACGCCUCUGGUAUCAUUGGCGCGUGUAUCGUGGGCGGCUUUGCGGCGUUGCUGGUGUUGUGGUACGGAGGAAGGGCGUUGCUCAGACGGUACGGUGCUUCGAAGUAG
Molecule: messenger RNA, 1437 nt
Organism: Kalmanozyma brasiliensis GHG001
Lineage: Eukaryota; Fungi; Basidiomycota; Ustilaginomycetes; Ustilaginales
Product: Nickel/cobalt transporter, high-affinity
Exons: 1
Coding region: 1-1437 (478 amino acids)
Biological process (GO): nickel cation transmembrane transport
Cellular component (GO): plasma membrane
Molecular function (GO): nickel cation transmembrane transporter activity
Source: RefSeq, a predicted model, not a curated record